GUACCAAGGUCGCUGGAUGGAUCUACUUGCUAAUUUUAAUGACUUAGAAGAGUGUUUAAUAUCCGAUGAUCUUUUCGAAAAUUACUUCAAUUAUUUCCUGUCGCUUCCGGUUUUUUCGCUUAAGUUACAGUACAAUAGACUAAGUGGUGAAUUUACCCUCACGGAUUCGCAUGAACUUGAUACCAAAGAGUCAUCACGUUUGGGUCUUUCGGAAGAAGAUCGAGAACGCGUUAUUAAAUGGGCUGAGUCGGAACGUCUUCCAUACUUUAUGCGGAGCGAUAUUUACAGGGAACUACUACUAUGCAAGUUCUUGAUAGCCCCACUUGAAAUGAAUACUGAUCUCAUCGAUUAUUGGGAGCCGUUCAGUGCAGAUUUAGCUAGCACUUUAGGUUGUCAUCCUGGAGUUAGUAGGCAUACUUAUACUUCCUGGACGACAGAUCUCAGCACUUAUGAUGAUGAAACAGAAAGCAGUUAUGAUUACAAUUCUGAAAAAGUUAGUGAAGUUUGCUUGGUCCGAGUGUAUAUAUGAGGAAAUGCUGUGAUUUUUAAUGAACUAUACUGAUGACCGACACUCGUUAGCUUUACGUAGGUUUAUAUCAGUUUGUUGAAAUAGCUCUCAUUUAAGGAAUUUUUCUUCAGCCUACGGUGAUACGUUAUUAAAAAUAAAUACCUGGCACUAUUUUUUAAGCUUUUAGUACGGUGACGACAUACUUUCCCUCUGAAUGACUAAGUAUUAGUUGCUUUCAUGAAUAACACUGGUAGAGGAUUUCACCGUGUUACCGUGUCAUGUCAAGAAUUAGCUUCGGUACUCAGAUGUUUUUUUUCGUUUGCAAAUCCUUUCAUAAUGCCUAAUCACCCAGUCAAAUGUAAUUGGUAAUCACUAUAGAAUCUGGCAAUAACGAAGUCCAACUCAAACACAACCAUCAAACUAAACUACUUAAAAAUCUAAACUAAGAAGAGUUAUUUAUUUUUUGGACACUAAUAAGGUAA
Messenger RNA from Schistosoma curassoni, 990 nucleotides. The record is from the annotation of a GenBank genome assembly. Lineage: Eukaryota; Metazoa; Platyhelminthes; Trematoda; Strigeidida; Schistosomatidae.